Cynoglossus semilaevis (tongue sole) is the source of this 6085-nucleotide messenger RNA. RefSeq names its product DAB2 interacting protein b (gene dab2ipb). The record is from RefSeq and is a predicted model, not a curated record. The transcript has 13 exons. Gene Ontology annotation, biological process: regulation of GTPase activity. Bases 2823 to 6047 code for a protein of 1074 amino acids. Lineage: Eukaryota; Metazoa; Chordata; Actinopteri; Pleuronectiformes; Cynoglossidae.
UAAAGUCAGCCUUAAUAUCAUGGAUCGUUGUAAAUGAAUUGCCAAACACUGAAUUGGAAAAGCUUUGGUACAGCUGCAGAAAGAUCAGGAUAGACAUGAGUGUCAUCUGUGAGUGCUAUCAUCAUAAAGCGGUUUGUCUCUAGGUCGGAUAUUCAUCUGUUCACUGUGCUUCAGCGAAACCUCUGAAGUAGCUCCCUACAAACAGACUGCACUUGUGGGCUCUCCAUCUAAAAACCUCAGCUGUUUUUAUCCCCCAUUCAUACAGUCACACGGGGUUGAUCUUCACACUCAGAGCGGCACUUCUCAUCAUCAAGUGUGCAAGGUUGUUUUUUGUUUUUUUUUUUAGGGCAAAACAUUUGUUUUAUAUUGAAAUGCACACACUAUUGCACACAUGGGCUAAACUUAUGUUUCCAAAUGUUGUACAUUUACAUAUAUAUAUAAAACUAAUACCUGAUUAUUUUAUUAUUUUACUGCCCAUGUACACUGUCUCUGUGAGGAUAUAUUCCCCAUUGCAGGACAAAUAAACGCUGUUCUUAUUUAUGUUGUUAAACUUAAAUUGCUGCUCCAUCUUAUCGUUCCAUCAGUUGACUGGCUAACGUCACAGAGCAGGCACACGCUGCCUAAUCCCUUUGAAGGGAAAAUGAAUAUUAGUAGCCUUGUGCAGGAAAGUAAGAGGAGUCGUAGCUGCGGGCUUAUCUAAUUGGAUUAGGUUUAUCAGGAAAGAGUCGCUUCCUAGAUGUUAAAUUAACAAGGCGUUUGAGAGCGGGAGUAAAGAAAUAUCUAUAUUUAAUGCAGAAGAGCCCAAAGGCGUUACUGGGAGGUAGCUAAUAAUGAGGACGUGUUUCUAAUUGCUCAUUCAUUAAAACUCAUUUAAAAAUGAUAAUCGGUCACUUUCUCUCACCUUUGUCAACCAUGCAUACGUUCAAUGUUUUCCUCAAAUGCAAAUUUCCUUCUUCAACAACAACCGAACGACUUCACACCUCAUUGAUUGCCUCUCAGUUGCGCUGCGUUGCUCGUGACAUGGCUCUUACUGCAAUGAUGAAUAAUUGAUCAGAACACGCAACAAACUGGGAUUAAAUUAAAACUGCUUUCAACCGUGCAAAAGUCUUCACAGUUAAGUUGUUUUUACUGCUGGACUUUUUUUUAAGCAGACACUGUUUCCUGAAUCCUAAAUUACUGGCAAUUGUAAGUGACAGUCGUUUUAAAAAUAUGACAGUAUUAACAAUAUAGUGAUGACUAGUAACUAUUAUUUAAACAUAAGUAUGUGUCUAUCUUUGUGUGUUGAACCAAUUAUUAUUAUUAUUUUUACAUAUAAACAUAAUGGAUAUUUAGUAAUAGUAAUAACAAUAGCAAUACUACUACUAUUACCCUGUAAACUUCUUGAUGUAUGAAAGUGGGUGAACGUAGAGCUUCAAAUGUAAUAGUAAACUGUAACGCCAUUCUAAUUCAAAGUUUCAUAGAGAAACAGGUGGGCAGCCGUGCCUUUAUGCUUUGUGGUGGUUGGGAAGCCAACACUGAUCUGUUGACCUGAGCUUUUGUCUGUGAAGGCGUGAGCUCAGUAUCUGUCGGCCACACCCUGCUGUGUGGUCAUUUGAUUUACACGUGUGAGAGCGUGUGUCCAGGAGGAAGGAGGGUAUAGGUGAUGUCAUUUUUGAUGACAUCAUUACAGGCCGGCAGGGAAGUGCAGUAGAUGUGGCUUUCGACCCAGCUCUGCACAGCUGCUCUGCCUUAGCACUGUGGCCUGCCCGGCCUUUAAUCCCCCUUUUUUGCAAACAUUGGCGGUGCAUGAGCUCCAGAAAUAACCUCGAACUCACCCCUAUCUCCUCUGCCAGUCUACCAAUUUUGGCUCAAAUUGGGCAUGGCAAGCCCUCCCACCUCAUUCCUGUCUGACUACCAGCAACCCUUUGGCUGGCCUCGCUGCCCAAGUCACUUUGCCAAAGCUGAGCUCCAGACCCACGGUGUUUAAAUUCUGCCCAAAGGCUCAACCUAAGCCCAACUGUGCCCACACCAAGGGCUGUUGCCCCAGUCCGUGUCCUAUAGUUACAGGAGUGUUAGCAACAGUAGCUUAACACCUCCCACUGAGGCCGACAGGACAAAGAGCAAACAAGGCAGUGCCGCACGCACACGCACACACACACGCACACGCACACGUGCACAGACAUACAUGUGAUCCCAGCACAGUAAGCUCCUCCCAGCCCAGGGAAACAGAGCUGGGAGGUAGAGUCAUUCCCUGACAAUAGGAAAGGGAGGGGCUUAGCUGUAGUUGGACGGAGGAGGAAAUUACAAGUGAGAACAUAUUUUACAUUCUUAAGACAGAGUAAGCUUUUAGAGCACACUUAGACAUGAUUUAAAGAGAAUAAAUCAGGAGAAAAGAGAGAGAGUGUGAUAAAGAGUAAUGUAGAACUGAUAACAUAGGAAGUAGGACAUGCCAUGUUCAGGCUGUGCAGGAAAGGGAGGGAGAACGGAGAGGGAAAAGGGAGAGGGGGGAUGAGAGAGAGAGAGAGAGAGCAAUAUAGAUUUUAGCGCUGAUUCUCCACCCCUCGCCUACAGCAGAGAGGAGUCAGGGUGAGAAGGAGGAGGAAGAGGACCACAAGUAAGGAAGAGAAAAGGCAAAGCGACAGUCUGCAUCAGCAGCAGCAGCAGCAGCAGCAGCAGCAGCAGCAGGGGGGAAUGGAGCUUUGAAAUUACCCCAGCCUCUAUCCAUCCAUCCCUGCCGUUCUGUUUUCAUUUUUCCUCCUCCCUCUCGUUCUGCCUCAGCCUUGGUUCCUCUCCACUUGACUUUGAAUGUUCUGUGAAAUUCUGACAAUGGCUGAUCUCAUCUGAUGCCGAGGCUGAAGGAGUCUCGCUCCCAUGAGUCACUGCUCAGCCCAAGUAGCGCUGUGGAAGCCCUGGACCUAAGUAUGGAGGACGAGGUCAUUAUCAAACCUGUUCACAGCAGCAUCCUCGGGCAGGACUACUGCUUUGAGGUCACCACCUCCACGGGAAGUAAGUGUUUUUCCUGCCGUUCAUCAGCAGAGAGAGACAAAUGGAUGGAAAAUCUGAGGAGAGCGGUGCAGCCCAACAAGGACAACAGCCGUCGAGUGGAGAACCUGCUGCGGCUGUGGAUCAUCGAGGCCAAGGAUCUGCCGGCGAAAAAGAAAUACUUCUGUGAGCUGUGCCUGGAUGACUCACUAUACGCUCGCACCACCUGCAAGCUCAAGACCGACAAUCUCUUUUGGGGAGAGCACUUUGAGUUUAAUAACCUACCUGCGAUCAAAAGCAUCACUGCACACCUCUACAAAGACACAGACAAGAAGAAAAAGAAAGACAAAAACAAUUACAUCGGACUUGUCAACAUCCCCGUCGCCGCCGUUACUGGACGACAGUUUGUGGAGAAGUGGUAUCCGAUCAGUACUCCUAACCCCCCUAAAGGCAAGACAUCAGGGCCCAUGAUUAGAAUCAAGGCUCGCUAUCAGAGCAUGAACAUCCUCCCUAUGGAGAUGUACAAGGAGUUCGCAGAAUACACCACCAAUAACUACAUGCUGCUGUGCUCGGUGCUUGAGCCCGGGAUUAGUGUGAAGAACAAGGAGGAGAUGGCGUGUGCGCUGGUGCACAUUCUGCAGAGCACAGGCAAGGCCAAGGACUUUCUCACAGAUUUGAUGAUGUCUGAAGUGGACCGCUGUGGAGAGAAUGAGCACCUAAUCUUCAGAGAGAACACGCUCGCUACAAAGGCCAUAGAGGAAUACCUGAAACUGGUGGGGCAGAAGUAUUUGCAGGACGCCCUUGGUGAGUUCAUCAAGGCCCUCUACGAGUCAGAUGAGAACUGUGAAGUCGAUCCAUCCAAGUGUUCAUCAGGUGACCUGCCAGAACACCAGAGUAACCUGAAAAUGUGCUGUGAGCUGGCUUUCUGCAAAAUCAUCAACUCCUACUGUGUAUUUCCACGAGAACUAAAAGAGGUCUUUGCAUCGUGGCGGCAGGAGUGCAGUAACCGCGGCCGACCAGACAUCAGCGAACGUCUGAUCAGCGCGUCUUUGUUUCUCCGUUUUCUCUGUCCAGCCAUCAUGUCCCCGUCACUUUUCAAUCUGAUGCAGGAAUAUCCCGACGACCGCACGGCACGGACGCUCACUCUCAUCGCCAAAGUCACCCAAAACCUGGCCAAUUUCACCAAAUUCGGUAACAAGGAAGAGUACAUGUCUUUUAUGAAUCAGUUCCUGGAAAAUGAGUGGGCCAACAUGCAGCGCUUCCUGCUGGAAAUCUCGAAUCCAGAGACAAUCUCUAACACUGCGGGCUUCGAGGGUUAUAUCGACCUGGGGAGGGAGCUGUCCACACUGCACUCCCUCCUGUCUGAGGUGGUGUCUCAGAUGGACCAGAGCGGCGCCUCAAAGCUGGGUCCUCUGCCCAGAAUCCUGCGUGAAGUAAACACCGCUCUGUCGAACCCUUCCAGUGUCCAGACGACAUCUGGACAGUCAUCAGAGCACCUGGGCUCCUCGUCUCCUCCUGAAGCCAGCUGCAGCAUCUCCUCCGGUCUGCAGAAGAUGGUGAUAGACAGUGACCUUUCAGGAUUGGUGGACUUCACCAGGCUACCAUCCCCCACUCCAGAAAACAAGGACAUAUUCUUCGUGACACGGAGCUCAGGGAUCCAACCUUCCCCCGCACGCAGCUCCAGCUACUCAGAGACAAAUGAGCCAGACCUUGGUAUGGCCAAUGGCAGCAAAAGUUUGUCAAUGGUCGACCUCCAGGACCCACGCAGUUUGGAAGGUGGUUUAGGUCCCAGCACCUCGGACGUCUUGGGUGAGGGGUCAAGCUCUGGUGCUGUGUGGUCAGCCAGAGUGCCGCAGCCUAACAUGAUGGGAGGCCCCAAUUUGAGGAGGCCAGGCCAGACACCAUCCACCCCUGUCACAGAGACCACACCAGGGCGACCCGCCCAGUUACUUGCCCCCCUUUCCUUCCAGAAUCCAGUGUACCAAAUGGCAGCCUGCCUGCCUGUGUCGCCUCGUGGACUGAACGACUCGGGCUCAGAGUGCCAUAGUUCUGUCAGUUCCCAUAGCAACAACGAAGAGGCACCAGCAAUGGGGAAGCACACCUAUUUGAACCACGGAGGUGCAGGAGCCGGCGGAGCAGGGGGGAGCAGCGGGGACGAGUACACCAGGCGUUCGGGGGAGUUUAAUCGUCGACAGUUGUCUCUGACAGAAACGCAGCAUCAGCCCUCUGUUCCCAGGCAGAACAGCGCUGGUCCGCAGCGAAGGAUAGACCAACCUCCGCCCCAGAACAUGAAUCGAGGCCGUACCCCUUCCAAUCUCCUCAACAGUGGAGUCUAUCCGCGGCCCUCCUCGGGGAGCAUGAUGACGUCAUCCCCCGACUGGCCUGGCAGCGGCGCGCGGUUACGGCAGCAGUCAUCUUCCUCCAAAGGUGACAGUCCUGAGACCAAACACAGAGCUCAGCACAAGCAGGCCCCCUCCCCUGUCAACCCAAGUGCGCUGGACCGCACAGCAGCCUGGCUGUUGAAUAUGAAUGUGCAGUAUUUAGACCAUGAGGGAUUGGAGCCCGAGUCACUGAGAAACAGAGAGGAUCUGAAUCAGGUGGAGAAGUACCAGCAGGAGAUCGCUGUGCUGCAGGAGAAACUGCGGGCAUCCGUGCAAAAGCUGGAAGAGUACGAAGCCCGUCUGAAAGGUCAAGAUGAACAGGCGCAGAAAGUGCUGAUGGAAUAUCAGGCCAGACUGGAGGAGUCGGAGGAGCGCCUGCGCAGACAGCAGGACGACAAGGACCUCCAGAUGAAGAGCAUCAUCAGCCGGUUAAUGUCAGUGGAAGAAGAGCUGAAAAAGGACCACUCAGACAUGCAGGCAGUGGUGGACUCCAAACAGAAGAUCAUCGACGCACAGGUGACUUUGUCUUCUGACGUUCAGUGUGAAGGUCGCGUCCAGUGCUGUAUAAACCCAAUGACUGGAAAGAAAAUAACAAAGAAUUCAAAUAAUAAAGUAUUGACAUUAGUUCCGGGCCAAAUGGGAGGAAUUCCUGGGCUGCAAGUGGCCCCCGAGCCAAAGGUUGGAGAUCACUGCCCUAAGUAUUAAGAGUUUUACUCUGUCGUACCUGAAAACCUAGAUAUACA